UUGUCAUGUAACAGUAGGUAACAAUAGCGCAGUUGAACAGCUGAUUAUCUUGGGCAGCUGUAAUUUGAUUCAAAAUUUGCAAACUGCACAAAAAUUGUAAUUAAAUUUAUUAAGCGAAUAAAACUUAUUGUUCUGACUUUUUGUUCAGAGAAAACGUAGUAGCAACAGUUUUUAUAAGCCGGCAAUAAAUAACAAAGAUGUCUAAAGACAAUAGCAGCAUGUCGCACAACUCCAGUAAUAUGUCACUAGAGGAUUGGACGGAUCACAUCAACACACGUCUGGAUGUAAUCUAUAAAGACCUCUGCGACUUUGAACAAAGCGUUACUGCACAAAACGAAACUAACGAUACGGGUGAAGUAAAGCUGAUGGAGCUGCUUGAGGCAGUUAAUGAGAUACAGCGCACCGCCCGCAGUAUACGCCCUAUAACGGGCACAUUGAAGGAUAAGCAAGCGCACAUGCGUGAACAAAUGGAGAUGCUGCAACGGUCAGUAGAGCUAAUGGAAUUGGAGAAUAGAACGCGUGCAGUGGACAUUAUGGAAGAGCCGAUGGAGUGACGGCGGUGUUGCCAUAAACAACAGUUAUAUUAACAGCGAUUAUCUACAUCAACAUAAAUACAUACAUACAACCGAAUACAUACAAUAUUAAGAGGAAUUUAUAGUUGCAGUUGCAGUUUAAUUUUCAAUACUUUUGUAAGAAUUUAACGUAGUAUUAUUAAUUUAACUUGGAAAUAGUUGUAAGUAUGCACGUAUUUUUAUGGAAUAAGUAUAAAAGAUGGCGCAUGGCUGAAAUUAAUAGUUUAAAGGUUUGGUAAUUCGAUGUUAUUUGUUAUUGGAAAAUCGUAAAUCAGUAAAUUGUUUUCUGACUGACGGAGCUUAGUUCGUGCGUUUAACUUACAAUUUAAAUUAUUUUCCGAAUUUAUGUUUAUUGUUAUAAUUAAUU
This is a messenger RNA of Bactrocera latifrons, 939 nucleotides long. RefSeq lists its product as uncharacterized. The transcript is spliced from 2 exons. Lineage: Eukaryota; Metazoa; Arthropoda; Insecta; Diptera; Tephritidae. The record is from RefSeq and is a predicted model, not a curated record. The coding region runs from base 198 to 554 and encodes 118 amino acids.